UACAUACAAAUUAAAAGUACCAGUUUGUUCACAAAUCUCACGAGACCAACAACAAUCAUGACGGACGUGGAUACGAUGGAAGUUGACCCUCAACCAACUGAAGACGAAGUAGUUGAUUUAACAGAAGAAAGUAUCGAACCAGACAUACCAGAACCAGAUCCAGAGACCCUGGCAGAAAACAAAAAGGAAGAAGGGAAUACAUACUAUAAACAGAAAUUAUACCAACAAGCCUUGUCAUGUUACUCAGAUGCAAUAAAUCUAUGUCCAAAGUUUGCAGCUUACUAUGGAAACAGAGCAGCUACAUAUAUGAUGUUAAGUAAAUACAAAGAUGCUUUGGAAGAUGCACGACAGUCUGUCAAAUUAGACGAUGCAUUUGUUAAGGGAUAUAUGAGGGAAGGAAAAUGUCAUUUAGCCCUGGGCGAUACUAUGGCUGCAGAAAGAUGUUACAAAAAAGUUUUAGAUUUAGAAACAGGGAAUAAAACUGCACAGGAAGAUUUAAAAUCAACAAGUGCAGUAAGAGAAUAUGAAAAUAUGGCAGAAACAGAUUUUACGAAAGGAGAUUUUAGAAGGGCUGUGUUUUGUAUGGACCGAUGUAUAGAAAGAUGUCCAGCAUGUCACAGAUUUAAAAUCAAGAAAGCAGAAGCAUUAACAUUGUUAGGUCGAUACCAGGAAGCACAGGAACUAGCUAAUGAUAUGUUACAAAGAGACAAUUUAAAUGCAGAUGCUAUUUACGUACGAGGAAUGUGUUUAUAUUAUAAUGACAAUGUAGACAAAGCAUAUCAACAUUUUCAAAAAGUUUUAAGACUAGCACCUGAUCACAGUAAAGCAAAAGAAAUUUACAAGAAAGCAAAAGCACUAAAUGCCAAGAAAGAAGAAGGGAACAAAGAAUUCCGAGCAGGACAUUUACAGGCAGCUUAUGAUUUAUAUUCUGAAGCUCUUGCAAUAGAUCCGUUUAACAAAUUCACAAAUUCGAAACUAUAUUGUAAUAGAGGCACAUGUAGUGCAAAGCUUGGUAAAUCACAGCAAUGUAUAGAUGACUGUACAAAAGCUGUAGAAUUGGAUGAUACUUAUCUUAAAGCAUAUUUACGGAGAGCUAGAAGUUAUAUGGAUAUGGAAUUAUAUGAAGAAGCAGUUCGUGAUUAUGAAAAAGUAAAUAAAUUAGACAGAAGUCGAGAAAAUAAAAGAUUAUUACAAGAGGCCAAAUUAGAAUUGAAAAAGAGUAAACGAAAAGACUAUUAUAAGUUGUUAGGUGUAACUAAAACAGCCACAGACGAUGAAAUUAAAAAAAGUUAUAGAAAACGAGCUUUAGUACAUCAUCCAGAUCGACACAGUCAUGAUACACCUGAAAAACAAAAAGAUGAAGAAAAAAUAUUUAAAGAAAUAGGUGAAGCAUACAGUGUUUUAUCCGACCCUAAAAAGAAAGAACGUUACGAUAGCGGUGCUGAUAUAGAUGAUUUAGAGGGUGGAGGAGGCUUUGAUCAUAUAGACCCAAAUAUGAUAUUCCAGCAAUUUUUUGGAGGAGGUGGAAAUGGUUUUUCAUUUGGUGGCAACAGUGGUGGUCAUGGUGGUGGAGGUUUUCCUGGGGGAUUUAGUUUCCAGUUUGGAUAAAAAUUAUCAGCUAAUUAAGUCCAUGAGGAGUUUUAAGAACUUUAAAGAUUUGAUAACGAAAACAGUUUUAUUUAAGAAUACAUGCUGUGUGUGUGAUGUUUUCUGAAGAGAACAAGAAUACAUUAAGUUUUAAAAUGUAUUCCUGUGUUGUGAUUGGUUAAUAUUUAACCAAUAACUUUUGAAUACAUACCAUAUGUCUAACUUUUUGAAAUUUAAUGUAUUUAGACUUUUUGAGUGCAUUGAAUUUUUUUGAAUGUGUCCUGUUGUGUGACUGGUUAUUUCAACGAUGAAUGAUGUAUACGGUUAGAUAUUUCACCAAUGAAUUAUGUAUACAUGCUGUAUGUGUGAGAUUUUAUAAGGCAUCCUCCUAUUUUGUGACUUGUUAGAUAUUUCACAGAUAAGUUCUGUAUACAUCCUGAAUGUGUUUUGUAUACAUGCUGUAUGUGUUUUGUAUACAUGCUGAAUGUGUUUUGUAUACAUGCUGAAUGUGUUUUGUAUACAAGCUGAAUGUGAUUUGUAUAUAUGCUGUAUGUGUUUUGUAUACAUGCUGAAUGUGUUUUGUAUACAUGCUGAAUGUAUGAGAUUUUAUAAUGACAUCCUGAGAUGUACUGAAUUUUAGAAAUUGAUCCUCUGUUUAUGUUAUGAUAACAUCAGUAUUUGUUGUGCACCUAUUAAUUACUCACAACCUUUUAAGGAGGAGGCCAUCAGAUAAUUUGUUUAUCCAUUGAUUUAUUUAUUAUUCACUGACAAUAAUGCAACGUAAGAUGUUUUUUUUUCUUGAAUCCACACACAAUUUGGGUAUCAGUUGCUGAAAAAUUGUGUUACAUGUGUGAAAUUUUCUUUGAAUUGGUAGAAUUUUUAAACAUAUAUCAUGUAAAAUAUAAACAUAUCAAUCCAAUAAAAAAACUUCGUCUGAUGAUUUAAGAAACUUUUUUUCUUUUAUUUUUUAUCGAAGAUUUUAAAAAUCCCUAACAUUUGUAUUUCAUGAAAGUCAUGUGUCAUGUAUAUUUAGAAUGCUGAAAUACAUAAAAGGACAAAAAAUUACCAAUGAUAUUAUAUGAUAAAAAAUUGAAUAAAUGUUAUGUAAGAAUUAUGUUUGCCUGUAUUGGUUUUAAAUAUCAAAUAUUUCACUAUUUAUGUUUUUUUAACUGUCCUAAAAAUUUUAUGAAAUGAACAGUUGUGUAUAAAUGUCCAAAGUGUACAGAAUUAAGUAGAGAACAGAGUCAUAUCCGCAAAGAACGAAAUGGCAGAUAUGACAGUUUUGAUUAGAGAACGGUGUUAUUUUUACACUUUGUUUCUGUAAUCAAGUAAUAUGAUAGGUGACUAUCAAAAUGAUUAGUCAGGAAGAUCAUUUUAAUGGUUUUGUGAGAUAUAUGUAACUAGUCUUUCUGACCCGUCUACUUUAAGAACAUAAUACAUGUCAUAUGAAUGUUUAUUAUAUGGGGAUUGAUGUUGCUGAUGUUUUAUUUACUUCUGUGAAGCCAAUGAAUUAUAUUAAUUUUGUUACCAAACCUUGUUUUUAAAUUGAUUGGAAAUCUACAGAUCAUAUUGCUUUCUAAGGUUACUGUUAAUUCAUUUAUUUUGGUGCAUAUCAAUUUUCGUGGAUUGAAGAAAAAUUGUAUUUUUUGUGAACUUUUGCCAAGGUCUGCCAUAAAAGCCCAUAAAAAAUUUAUACUUUGUUGAACAUUGAAAUUUGUGGUUUAAUUCUACCCACGAAAAACCAUGAAAACUGAUGUCCCACGAAUAAUUGGAAGUCUUACACAACAGUUUUGUCCCAGUUAUUUUAGUUGAUAGUAUUGAUUGUAUGCAAAUAUAAUUGUGUGUUCAAAUGCUUUUCAAGGAACAAUUUGUCUCCACAAAAUACAAUCUUUGUUUUGUGCGAUAUACUAAUUUUUAUAAGAGCCCUAAAAGUGUUGCGGUUCUCAGAAAAAAGGAAGUGGGAAGGAGUAAAAGGAAAAAUUGAAUUUCAUAAAACUGGUUUUAUAUAUUUGAUGUUAUAUGUUUUGUGCAUUUGGUUUGAAAGCACACCUAACUACAUUUUUAAUUGCUGUAUGUAAAAGAAUAUGCAGACAUUUUUUGCUACCAGGUUAAAACUUUUUGUUUUGUUUUCUUCUGUUUGAUUUUAUGAAUCAAAUAACAAUGUUUUCCUUUCAAAUAGCAGAGGAGAUUGUUUAAGGCAGUGGCUAUUAGUAUAGAUAUGGUACAUAAUAUAGAAUCAACAGUUGAACAAUCAGUGAUUUGCUCAAGUGUAACAAUAUUGUCAAUACAGAUUACACACAUGUAAACUAUUCAUAUCUUUAAAUAAGCCUAUCACCUAUAAGUGGAAGAAUUUCAUUCUCAUUUCCAUCAGGAAUAUUGUAGAUUAAGAAUUCUUCACAUCGUGCAUUAUUUGUAAUACCAAAUGAUCUUUGCCAGGAUUUUUAAUUUACAUUGUUACGUCACCUUCAUUAAUUGUGAUAUAUUGAAAGGAAACAUUAUUUAUUUGUAUGACUUUUGUAAUUUUUUUCAUUGUGAGGAAUGAAUCAUUAAAUCUUUUCAUCAUUGUAAUUAACUCAUUUUAGAUUUUUUGCUACAGAGGAUUGUUUUGUCUCUACAGUACAUGGUAAAUCUUUACCAGGUCGGGAAAAGCUAUGUUUUUUCGCUACAGUAUAUGUUAAAUCUUUACCAAGGUGUGAAAAGCCUUGUUUGUCUGUACAGUAUAUGUUAAAUCUUUACCAAAUCAGGAAAACCUUGUUUGUUUUAGAUGUCUAUGGAGUGUUAACAAAGUUAUUUAUAAGUCAUUCAGUCAUGAUUUGGAUGAAAUGAGACCGUAAAAAACAACUGUACUUUGAAGUUUUGAAUAACAGUCAUUAGGACUUGAUCAAUUUUAUUGCUAUAUUGGUGUAUAAACCAAACCAAACUAAGUUUAGUUCUCUUGAUCUUAUUGCAUCAGUAUAUGGCAAACAAAUUUCUGAUAAAAGAAUAAACUUUUGAUUUUACUUUGUCUGUAAUAUAAAAGAAUUCUGUCAAAUUAAGGCAUUUUAUCUGAAGAAAGUAAAAUCAAAAUUUGAAUUGUUCAUUGCUGUUAUGCCUGUUUUUAUAUAAUUUAAAACUUUUGUGUCUUAUUUAUUAGAUAGUAUUUAGGAAAAAAUUAAAAUAAGUAUAGAACUUUGCUCACUUGAACAUCUGUAUGUCUUUAAGUUAAUAAUUAAAUGUGGAGUUUUGUAAAGAUAUGAGUGUAGUAUGACUGUUUUAAUCAUUGUGUUAUAGCUAAUUUAAAGUUAUUUAUUCAAAUAAAUGUACAUUUAUGCAUACAUUUUAACAGAAUAUUGGAUAAUCUUAUCUGCAAUAUUAAACACUUUUAUUCUUAAAAAAAAUCAGAUUUAUGUAAGGGGUUUAAUUAUAGAUUAUUUUGCAUGAUCAAGUACAUCAGAAGUAUAGCUUGAGUUUUUAAUGUACAUGUGAAGUCAUGUGUGUGUUGAUACACUGUACACAAUGAGGUUCAGAGCUAUUUUAUGUGGAGAUAAUAAAAGAUUUAAGAAAAUUAUAAAUUAAAUUUACCCUGUUCUAAUCCUACUUCCACCUCAACAUGGUAAGAAUUAGGAGUAUGAUAUAUGACAGACACAUAAGAUGUAAUCACAUCAACAAAUUAUAUAAAAAAAAAAUACAACAUAUGUUUAAUAUGUGUUUCUCUGUUAAUUGGUUCAAAUCAUAUAUUUUAUAUUGGUGCAAAUGAAAAGUACAUCUGCGCAAAUGAAAUACUAAUUAGUGCAAAUGCAAAAGACCAGUUAUGCCAUAUCAGUAAAAUACAAAGGAAAAUAAAGAUAGAUAGUUUAAAUACGGUUAUAAACAUGGCAUUGUUGUAAUAAGUUGUAAUGAGUUAUAGCAACAUCUUAUUUGACUCCUGAAUGAUGUAUAUUUUUGCAGACCUUUUAUAUGUAUUAUGAAAGGAGGCUUAAAAGCAGUGUUUCUUGAAAAAUAACAUACUUUAUCACGAGAGCAAUUCCAUUAGAAUUAAUGUGGAGGAUUAUGUAUAAUUACAAAAAAGCUUUGAUGGCUGUGGGAGGCUUUGUAAGUCCCUUCCAUUUCUCCCAUUUCAAUAUUAAUAAUGAAAUAUCCCUAAAUUCUAGAUGCGAAUUCUACAGUAAUGUGUGUCUUAUUGGGCAUUGUAUUAAUUGUAUUGAUUUUUGAUGAAUGGAGAGGUCUUUUACUAAUGCAAUGCUGCAAUGAAAGUACAUGCAUACCCAACAUAUCUUUAUUCCAAUUUAAACAAUGAUUUCAUGUAGAUUAAAAUAUAUCUAAAUGUAACUAUAACAUGUAAAUUUAACAGUCAUCAGAAGUUACAUGUUAUUAUGGUACUCAAUUUCUUUUAGUUUUAUAUCUAAUGCAGCCACUAUUGUCUUGUAUAUAUAUUUUAAAUUUUACACCAACAAAACAUUUGCUCUACUUUGAUUUGACCACACUUAUCGCACAUUUAGUUUCAUUUAUUUAUCAAAAUGACUUACAUUUAUUGUAUUAUGUAAUUAAUCAAUCAAUAAUCAUAGUUCUCAUGUAAAUUAUCAUUGAUGUUUUGUAUCAUGUCAUUGUGUUUUAUUCUUAUGUACAUUUGAAGUAUUUACAAGAAGUUGUAAAAUUAUUUUUUAGAAUAAAACAUCAUUGUUUUCUA
Molecule: messenger RNA, 6253 nt
Organism: Mytilus californianus (California mussel)
Lineage: Eukaryota; Metazoa; Mollusca; Bivalvia; Mytilida; Mytilidae
Product: dnaJ homolog subfamily C member 7-like
Exons: 13
Coding region: 58-1608 (516 amino acids)
Molecular function (GO): protein binding
Source: RefSeq, a predicted model, not a curated record